AUGAACUACAAAUUACUUCAUUUUUUCGUUGUGUUGCUCCCAAUACGAAACAUUAGUGGUAUCUUCAACUUCUUACGAACUAUAGAAGCAGUCGGAUAUCCUUACUACAAAAUCCAAUUCUCUAUGGGGACUUGUAAAGUUACAAAAUUGUUUGAAGAGAAUAAAAUAUGGGGCAGCGUGAAGUUAAAUAGAGUCUUUGAUAUUUACUACAAAACUGAUGAUGGUGAUACGAUUUCAAGAGUGGAAAUUAAUUUAGUAAUGAACAAUACUAACUGUAUUUCACAAUCUAAAACAGGCGUUGGGAAAACAGAAUUUUCAGCUGUGUUGAUCUUGCCCACAAGUGUUGGAAGAAUAUUUUACAGCCUAUCUAUAUUUUCAUGCACUCCCGUGAAAAAAUACCCAUAUUAUGACGAAGAAGAAACCGAUUAUGGACUUUUAGAAUCAUCUGAAUUGUAUUCAGAGUCGGAUUAA
Ostrinia furnacalis (Asian corn borer) is the source of this 471-nucleotide messenger RNA. RefSeq lists its product as uncharacterized. The record is from RefSeq and is a predicted model, not a curated record. The coding region runs from base 1 to 471 and encodes 156 amino acids. The transcript is spliced from 3 exons. Lineage: Eukaryota; Metazoa; Arthropoda; Insecta; Lepidoptera; Crambidae.